This is a messenger RNA of Closterium sp. NIES-65, 4338 nucleotides long. The record is from the annotation of a GenBank genome assembly. Lineage: Eukaryota; Viridiplantae; Streptophyta; Zygnematophyceae; Desmidiales; Closteriaceae.
AUGGCUACCCCCAGUGUCCUUACCUUUGAUGCUGAGGGUCGUGCCUCUCCUGCCCCGCCUGCUACUGCUGACAGCACUGUUCGUUCACAGUGGGCCACACGCGAUGCUGCUGCCCGCCUUGCUGUGCGUCGCCACUUACCAACCACUGAGCGUGCGCACUUUAGCCAGUACAAGAGUGCUCAGACCUUGUACGACGCUGUAGUUGCACGCUACUCCUCCCCUGCCACUGCUGCGCUUAGCCGCCUCAUGCUGCCUUACCUGUUCCCUGACCUAACUGCCUUUCCCACUGUAGCUGACCUCAUUACACACCUUCGCACUAGUGACACUCGCUACCGCGCUGCGCUUCCUACUGAGUUCUGUGCCAAGAACUCCCCCCCCAUGCACAUCACCCUUUACUACAUAGUCACCCGGCUCCCUGACUCCCUUCGCUUAGUCACGGACCACUUCCUCUCAGUUUGCCCCACCACACUUACCGUUGACCUCCUCGAGGAGCGCCUCCUAGCAGCAGAGAAGAGCAUCGUCGCUGUAGGAGCCUCUCGUGGUGACCCUCGCACCCCCGUCUUUAAGGGUCGGUCGGCGCUGCGUCUGCCCCUAGCAGGAGACGCCGCACUGGCAAGGGCAAGGGGGGCAAGGGCGCUGGAGGGGCUGGCAGGGCCAGUGGAGGUGGUGGUGGAGGCAGUGGAUGGGGUGGGGGUGGUGGUGGGAGUGGUGGCGGGGGUGGAGGUGUCGGUGGCAGCAGUGGAGGCGGAGGAGGCGGCGGCGGUGGCAGAGGGAGAGGAGGCGGCGGAGGUGGCGGAGGCGGCGGAGGUGGCGGAGGCGGCGGAGGUGGCGGAGGCGGCGGAGGUGGCGGAAGCGGCGGCGGCAGCGGUGGAGCUGGUCGCGGCUCUGGGCAGAGGAGUGGGUCCGGUGGUGGUCCGCGCUGGCAGCAGCAGCGCAGUCGUGAGACCCUGUCCCCUUAGCAGCUUCGUGAGUGGUACGCUGCGCGUCAGGGCGAGCUGCUUUGGCUACCUGACGGACGAGUGGCAUCACCAGUUCCCUAACACCACUGAGAUCCCUCAGUGGGGAGAGCUGUCUAGGUCGGGGGUCGCUAUCUUUGAUCUUGAUUAUGAUGCUCUUCUUGCUGCCAUGUAUGUUGUGAUUGAUAGUGUUGAGGGUGACUGUUACCUGUGUGUUCCGCCUGACCCGGGCAUUGAGGCUGCUGCUCUAGGUGCAGGUGAGGCUGCUGCUCUAGGUGCUAGUGCGUCUGCUGCCCCAGGUGCUGGUGAGUCUGCUCUCUCAGGUACUACGUCGGCUCAGGCCUUACACACCUUCACCCUUGACUCGGGUGCUUCCCGCUCCUUCUUUCGAAACCGCACCACGCUUACGCCGCUUAGUCGGCCGGUUGCGGUCUCCCUGGCGGACCCCUCUGGGGGUCCUGUCCUUGCUAGCUUCUCCACGGUCUUAUCGUGCCCGGCAGCCCCCUCUGGCACCCUGUCAGGUCUCUACCUCCCCUCGUUCUCUACAAACUUGGUGAGUGGAGCUGAUCUUCAGAACAGGGGGGUUGACCAGUUCACUCCUGCGAGUCUGCGGGUGACCCACUGCACGUGUGCUCAAAUGGGCCGACACUUGGCCACGUUCACCCGUCGGCCGGGGUCGAGCCUGUACACACUUACCACUAAGUCUCCUCCGGCUGCUGAGUCUGACUCUCCUUUGGCACCACCGCCUUGGUCACCCCUCCCUGCCUCGUCUCCGAGGCAUGGCCUCCGUGUCCUUGUCUCUGGUCUCCCCCGGUCUCUCCUACCUCCGGAGCCUGCCCCUACCUGCGUCCCCUGCGUCGAGGGGCGACAGCGCGCCGCCCCUCACUCCUCCGAGUUUCCUCCGACAGAGGCUCCGCUGCACACUCUUCACAUGGACGUGUGGGACCCCACCCGCGUCCGUGUGUCCAAAGUAGACGCUGUCGAGACUGUCGAGGAAGCUGUUGACUCUGGUGCUGCUAGAGGUGGUGAGCCUGCGGGUGCCGGGUCUGGAGGUGCUGAGCCUGAGGGUGCGGAGCCUGGGGAUGCUCAGUCAAGGGGUGCGGAGCCUGGGGGUGCUCAGCCUGGGGGUGCUGAGUGUGGGGGUGCAGAGCCUGGGGGUGCUGAGUCUGGGGGUGCUCAGCGUGGGGGUACGGAGCCUGGGGGUGCUGAGUCUGCUCUUGUGGCCUCUCGCGGUGCUUCGUCGAGGCGAGAGCCACUCUCUUCGCAGGAGCUGCGCGAGUGGUUUGCCCGCGUUGGAGCCGUGCUGCUGGAGCUGGAGACACUACUGUUGCUGCUGGUCUCGGAGGUGCUCGUACUAGCGGUACAGGAGCUGCUGGGACUGGGGGUGCUGCUGGGGCUGCUGGAGUUGGUGCUGCUGGAGCUGCUAGAGCUGGAGCUGCUGGGGGUGUUGGCGCUGGUGGUUCUGCUAUCGCUGGUGCUUCUGAGGGUGCUGGAGUUGGCGCUGUUGGAGCAGGAGGUGCUACUGGCGCAGGUGCUGCCGCUUGGAGUACUGUCAGAGUUACAGCCCGCCUCCCCUCUACCUGCUCCUUCUCCCUACACUGGUCCUACUAGAGGUCUUGCUGAGCGUCGUGAGCUUGCGUCUCGUCCUGCGUCGCCUGUUCGUGCUGCUCGCACUAGUAGUCGUGCUCCGCGUCCGCGUCAUCCUACUGUCCCAGGCACACACCAGAUGGCACUGCGUCCUUCCACUGCUCCAUUGCGUGUCCCGUUGCCGUCUUCUCCACAGUCCUCUCUUCCUAUUUCAGCUGACCCUAAGUCAGACUCUCUUCGUGCUGCCAGUCCUACUGUCACGCGUCUCCUGGCCACUGUUGUCACUGACCCUUCCUUUGAGUCCACUGUUGCGUCGGCCCUAGUUGCUGAGCUUGUCGACUUUGCUGCUCUCUGUUGUCUAGACUACGCUGCUAGUCUUGUUGGUGAGUCUGAGUUUGUCUGUCCUCCGUCCGUCGGGGGUGAGUGUGCUCAUAGCACAGAUGUUCUUGAGGAAAGGCAGGAGGAGUUCCGGUGUUUUGCUGCUGCUUUGCCUCGUCUCGUGUCCACGCUAAUUGCCCGUGAGGGAGACCCGGAUGCACCAGACAUCCCGACUCCUCGAUCAUACGCUGAGGUGAUCGAGGGUCUCUACUCCUCUCAAUGGCAGUCAGCCAUGGACGCAGAGAUGGCUUCCUGGAAGUCCACAGGCACCUACGUCGACGAGGUUCCCCCACCUGGGGCGAACAUCGCGCCCCGUGAGUGGCACGACACACUGAGGACUACACUUGCGGCUCUUGGGUUUGCUCCUUCUACAGCCAACCCGUCGCUGUCUCUUCGCACCGAAACCUCUUUGCCGCCGUUCUACAUCCUCGUGUACGUCGACGACUUGGUCUUUGCCACUGCUGACACUGCUGGACUCGCCCACAUGAAAUCGGAGCUGCAGAAGAGACACACGUGCACAGACCUGGGUGAACUGCGCAGCUACCUUGGCUUGCAGAUCACCCGGGACAGAGCACAGCGCACCAUUACCCUGACUCAGUCACACAUGGUGCAGCAGGUCCUUCAGCGCUUCGACUUCACGUACUCCUCGCCUCAGGCCACUCCUCUGUGUACUCGCCACUCGCUCUCAGCUCUGCCUUCGGAUGAGUCCGUAGAGCCGAGUGGCCCAUACCCAGAGCUUGUUGGCUGCCUCAUGUAUCUGAUGACCUGCACACGACCUGACCUUGCAUACCCUCUUAGCAUCUUGGCACGCUAUGUUGCUCCUGGGAGACACCGACCAGAGCACAUGGCUGCAGCGAAGAGGGUGUUGCGCUACUUGUGCAGUACAUCGGGCUUGGGGCUACUGCUUGUAGGGCAACGUCGAGUGGUCCUCACAGGUCACGCAGACGCUUCUUGGGCUGACGACCAGGCUACGCAGCGGUCGUCACAGGGUUACACCUUCAGCCUUGGUUCCGGCUCUGUCUCGUGGCGGUCUACCCGCUCGUCUUCUGUUCUCGGCUCCAGCUGUGAGGCUGAGAUCUACGCGGGGGCCAUCACUGCACAGGAGCUACGCUGGCUCACCUACCUGCUGACUGACCUAGGAGAGCCGCCUCGUUCUCCUCCAGUUCUAUACGUAGACAACAAGGCCAUGUUGGCCUUGUGUCGGAAGCACAGACUGGAGCACAGAACGAAGCACAUUGCUCUCCGCUACUUCCUUGCUCGUGAGCUGCAGCAGCGUGGUCAGCUGCGCCUUGCUUACGUGGCCUCUGAGGCCAACAUUGCUGAUAUCUUUACCAAGGCACUUCGGCUUGGUGAUCAUCAGCGCUUCUGUACUAUGCUAGGUCUUGUGCCUACUUGGCCUCACUUGCUCACUUCUUGA